Nelumbo nucifera (sacred lotus) is the source of this 5088-nucleotide messenger RNA. It is a transcript of the gene SDG25, whose product is annotated as SET domain protein 25. The record is from RefSeq and is a predicted model, not a curated record. Gene Ontology annotation, molecular function: protein binding; histone H3K4 methyltransferase activity. Lineage: Eukaryota; Viridiplantae; Streptophyta; Magnoliopsida; Proteales; Nelumbonaceae. Gene Ontology annotation, cellular component: Set1C/COMPASS complex.
GUUUUAUUUUUUUCGACAACUUCGCCAAAUUUUUGUGUUGGUCAGUGGUCAUACAUUAGACGAAGGCGGGAUAAAGAAAAAGCAGCCGUUUGAUUGAAAUGUUUGUAUAUGGGUGUAAAAUCACGGCCGUAGAAUCCGCAUAAUCGGGUUGGUGAUCUCAUUUUACUUCCUAACUUACCCGGAGAGUUGGGGUUGGAGUUGGAGAGCACAGCUUCUGUAUAAAUCAUAGACAAAACAAUCUCCGCGGUUGCGAAGAGACGCCGCUCGACAUUUUUUCUCUCCAGCACCAACUUAACAAACCCUAACUGUCUCCAGGCAAAAAAUUUCAACAAGAUUUCGUUGGUUCUUGUUGCUCUCUUUCCCACUUCUCGUCACAUGUAUCAGAUCCCGUCGAGGUCAAAGCAUAUAUGGUAGUCCUGAUGCCGGAGACCUGCGUAUUUUCUCCCAUCGGCGGUUACUCGUCGAAAGUUCCCGACGCCCGGGAUCUGGUUGCCUACGAGGAACUCUUGCAGGGUAAAAUCGAUCCAACUCGUUGCUAUAGCAAUGCUGACUAUUCUGAUCCGGAAGGCCAUCUGCAUGAAUCUGAACACUGGGUUCUCCCCAGAAAGAGGCGGAAAACAUUGUGGUCAGAGUAUCCCAUCUCAGUCCCUUGUACAUGUAUGAGCAAUAUCAAUGAUGUGGACUCGCCUCAACAAUCUGACCACGAAGGCUGCUCUUCUUAUGUGUUCUCCCAAGAUACUCAUUUUUCUUCAUCUGGAUGCAAUCUUAAUGAGACUAUGGGACCAUAUGUUGCAAUGGAGGGCAAUUGCCAAUUGGUGAACAACAGUGGUGAUGUUUCUCAGUCAUGCAGUACUGGGAGGCCACCUUGCCAAGAUAACAAUUAUGCAGGAUUUUCUCAUGCCCCUUCUGUUAGCGGUUGGAUGUAUGUUAACCAGAGUGGGCAAAUGUGCGGUCCAUACAUUCAAGAACAAUUAUAUGAAGGAUUAUCCACUGGAUUUUUGCCAGAAGAACUUCCUGUCUAUCCUGUUGUAAAUGGAGUUGUAAUCAAUCCUGUACCCUUGAAGUACCUCAAGCAGUUUCCUGAGCAUGUUGCCACCGGGUUUGCAUAUUGGACUUCAAGCAUUGCAAGCACAAUGCUGAGUGAACCCACAAAUGGUUUUACUUCUUGCAACGGAGACUUGGCAACACAUGGAUGUACAGAAACUGUUUCUCAUGUUGCACCUGCUAACAUGCAAACAAACUCGGAGAUAACUAACUGGACUUCAUCAGAGCUGCCAAUGUUGCAGUCAAGUGAAGAAGUGUGUUGGGUGUUUGAAGAUGAUGAGGGUAGGAAAUGUGGCCCAUAUUCUCUUGCACAGCUUUAUUCUUGGCAUCACUAUGGAUAUAUUCGCAGUUCAUUGAUGAUCUAUCAUGCACAGAACAAAUUUCAACCCUUUACCCUGAUAUCUAUGAUAAAUACAUGGAACGGAGAUAGAUUUGAGAUUGAUUCUGAAGUGCAGACUGGGAACCACAAGGCUAGAUCUCUGCCAUGCUUCAUGUCUCAAAUAUCAGAAGAAGUAUCUGCCCAAUUACACACUGGAAUCAUGAAGGCAGCUCGUCGAGUGCUGAUAGAUGAGAUAAUAAGUAGUAUAAUUCCUGAGUUUGUGGCUAUGAAAAAAUCUCAGAAACAUCUCAAACUGGAGCCCGCAGAUCAAGCUCAUAAGACUCAUUCUGCUGAGGAAGGGCAGUCUGGGGAUGUGCGGGAUAUUAACUCUGCUGCUUCUGGAAAUGCUCUUCCGAUGCCUCUUUCAUUAUCUGACCCCGUGAUUCCUGUUUGUGGAGUAUCUAAAGAAAUGCUAGCAAAUACAACUUCUGUUCGAUGCAUUGAAAACUUUUGCGAGACAUUAUCAAUAGCCCAUAGAAUGCUUUUUGACACUUGUAUGCAACUCCUCUGGAAUGCUGUGUUUUAUGACACUGUAGCAGAUUAUUCUUGUGCCUGGCGAAAAAGAAAGCGUUGGUCUGGUUAUCCUAUUUUACCAAUUGUAGUUGCUGUUGGUGAAGAUAAGCUUUUCAAGGAUUCUGAAGACAUGAUCGAUAAGGUGCAAUCUGACAAAUGUUCUACUUACGGGGUUGAUUGCCCUCCUGGUUUUGAACCUGUUAUGAUGAACAAAGAUAGUCAUGCCAGAUCAUAUUCAAUUUCUUCAUUUCAUGCGGGGGAAUCACCACUGGAAGAGAAUCACCUUUACACCAGUAAAGUUCUCAAUAAUGUACAACAUAUCCAAGAUGGAAUAGAAAAUGCGCUACAUGUAUCAGCAAAGUUGGCUUUGUUUGAGUACUUUGAAAUUUUUGUCAAGGAGGAAGUGGCAAAAUUAAGUAAUUCUGCACUUGGUGAUAUAUUGAGUGAGGAUCUUAUUGAUGUUGAUAAGCAUUGUCACAAGGCUUCCAUUGAUGUAGCUGAGGAUUUUAAGGAAGUUCUUGAUAGUUCUGCACAAUCUAUUUCAUCAGAUGAUGAUGAAACUGUGAAGCAGUCAUCAAGGUUUUCCACCCAUUCAACCAUUUCUUCCCAAUCAGAAAAAUGUCUAUUUAAUCGUUAUACAAGUGCCAUUGAAAGAUUAUGCUUACAAGUAGCUGAUGUGAUUGAUAAUCCUGAGUUUGAUGAGCCAUCACCCCCUGGGGUUGAAGAUAAUUCUAGAUCUAUAGUUCUGUUGCCGAACGUCAAAGUUCGACCAGCCAAGUCAGAUGAAUAUGUUCCUAAGAUUGGUUUGUAUGUUGCCCUGGCGCUAUGCCGACAAAAGCUGCAUGAUGAUGUCAUUCAAGAGUGUGGUUCUUCUAUUUCUGAUGCUGCUUUGUGGCAGUGUUUUCAGUCAUGGUAUUCAAGAAAAAACUAUGAAUAUGAUGCCACUGAGGAAGGAACUGUUAAUAUUUAUAAAGGAAAAGCUGCUGAUUAUACAUAUUUCCGCAAGAAAAAAAUAUCAAAGAAGAAGCCAGCAUUAUCAUCACAUGGUAGGGUCUCAGUGGGCAAUGGAUUACUGAAUUACCACCAUAUGAACAAGUCUGGAACUCAGGAAGUUCCUGGAGAUGUGGCUAAGAUGGCAGAAGUGGAAAAUAUAAAUUUGGUUCUGGAAAAGUGUGAACCAAAUAAAUGCAGAACAGAAUCUCUUUCUAAAGGUGCAUUAUUGCAGGUUGAUGAAACUAGAUUGCUUGAAAAUUUCUCAUCUUCCAAGAAGACGACUAGUCAUGUAUCAAAGAAGAUCAGCUUUGUCAUUAAAAGAAGUGAGGUUAAACCAGAUGACAUUGAAUGUGGUGUAGGAGGGGUCUCUGCUUCAGCAGAAGACUCUAGUGCAUCUGCCAAAGUUUUCAAUAAUGGUCAGAAAGAUCGCUGUGGGUAUCACCUUGAAAAGAAAGCAAAAUCAACCAAAGUAUCUCAUCUGAAAAGGAAGCUUCUGAUUGAUGGCACAGAAUUGUGUCCCCCACCUAAGGUUUUGAAACUUAAGCAUCCUGGUGUUACAAAAAAAGGAACGAGUAAGCAAGUAACAGUGCGCAAGUUCAAAUCUAUUACUAAACACAGAAUAUCAAAUCCGUGUCCUUUUUCUGAUGGCUGUGCUCGGGCUUCUAUUAAUGGCUGGGAAUGGCACAAGUGGUCACUGAAUGCAAGUCCUGCUGACAGAGCUCGUGUUAGGGGAACUCAAGUUGUUCCUAUGCAAUAUUUAAAUUCUGAGAUUAGUUUGUCUCAGUCUUCAAAUGGAAAAGGCCUUUCUGCAAGGACAAACAGAGUUAAGCUUCGUAACCUUCUAGCUGCUGCAGAUGGAGCUGAUCUUUUGAAAGCAACUCAGUGUAAGGCAAGGAAAAAGCGUCUCCGUUUUCAGCGAAGCAAAAUACAUGAUUGGGGUCUUGUUGCUCUUGAGCCAAUUGAAGCAGAAGACUUUGUAAUUGAAUAUGUAGGCGAGUUAAUUCGUCCUCGAAUAUCCGAUAUACGUGAACGCCAAUAUGAAAAGAUGGGAAUUGGCAGCAGCUAUCUGUUUAGAUUGGAUGAUGGUUAUGUGGUUGAUGCUACAAAGCGUGGUGGGGUUGCAAGAUUUAUAAACCAUUCAUGUGAGCCUAACUGCUAUACAAAGGUCAUCACUGUUGAUGGUCAGAAGAAGAUAUUCAUUUAUGCAAAACGACAUAUAGCUGCUGGUGAAGAAAUUACAUAUAAUUACAAGUUCCCACUUGAGGAGAAAAAAAUUCCAUGCAAUUGUGGUUCAAAGAGGUGUCGUGGAUCAAUGAACUAGGAGGUCGCUAAGAGUUGCUACACCGGUGUAUACCAUAGUGCUUGUGUAAAACCUGCUGCUUACAUUGGAAACAUGAGAAUAACAGACUACCAGAGUUGGGCUGAAUCAUUCACAUUGAGGUGCAUCUUUGAAGUUGCUGCUUAUUUGUUCAAGCUUUUGUAAGCUUUCAUCAUGCCCCCUCCCAUUUGGCUGGAAGCUUAAACUGCAAUAUGAAGAGAGAACGAGCUACGGCAGCAAUCUUUAUCAAGGCUUUAUCAUCUUUUGUAAUAAUUUUGUGCCUGAUCUCAAUAGCAACUGGCAUUGAUGGGGAUCUCAUUAGUUUCCCAAAUGAGAAAUGGGCGUAAGUUCAUGAAUGCCAAUUUUGGUGGUUGCUGUACGGGCAUCUAGAUGAUCUCAAGUUGCAGAUGAGUUUCUCCACUUAAAGCUGUAAAUUUGGUUAUUGGUUUGCUUCCACGCAUGGAGCAGUCUGAAUAUUAUUCUGUACGGUUAUAAAACUAAAUUCUCACUUAUUGAUAUAAUAAAAAUCUCACAAGGAAUAAAGUUUAUCUUGGAAAAUUUUCUCCUUGGUUCUGAAAUUUGGGUGUUCUUUUCAAUUAGAAUUAUGGCAAUAAUCUCCCUGAAACUGCCUGUUAUUUCCAAUGCUCACUCCAGAAUUGUGUAGAUUGCCGAUUUCCUAGUCUCGGCACUAGGAGGGAUCAAUAUAUGAUUCAAUAUUUUGGCCCCAAAAUAUCAAUAAAAAGAACAUAUUAUAGGAUGCUUGUGCUAGUUGCAAGAUAUUUGAUAUAUAUCUAAUUUAAUCCCCCCCCCCCAAAAAAAAAGAAAAAACAAAAAAAAAGAA